This is a messenger RNA of Klebsormidium nitens, 984 nucleotides long. NCBI's taxonomy places the organism in Eukaryota, Viridiplantae, Streptophyta, Klebsormidiophyceae, Klebsormidiales, Klebsormidiaceae. The record is from the annotation of a GenBank genome assembly.
AUGUGGGAUUGGUUUUGGAAGAGGCGCGCCGCCACCGACGAGAAGAACCUGUUGCGACGCAUCGCCGACGGAAAGAUCACCAAAGGUCCGCCGCGGAAGCGGUGGGGCGCCCCUCGUUAUCAGGAGAAGACCGUGACCCUGCCUAUCCUGGGAGCGCUCCCGAAGCGGGACUUGACGGAUGCGGAGAUCCUGAUGUUGGGCGACAUACGGAGGGGCGCGAUGGAUUCCGAUCGGGCGACGGACGAGAACCUGGCGGCGUUCAGAGCACUGAGCCGCAUGGACGUGGACGCGGGGGAGAUCGCUCGUACCCGCCCCAUCAUCACGCGACGCAAGUACUACUCCCCCGGCAUUCCGGCCGCGGAUCAGGGGACGUACAUGAGCAAGGUGACGUACGCAGCAGACGGUAUCCUCGGCCGCUAUUGGGAUUCGAGGAACAAGGUCGAGUAUCGCAGAGGGAGGGUGAUCGGAGACGGCCCAUUGUUCCAGAACUACUUGAACGAUGGCUUCGCGUCCUACCUGCGUGGCUCGAAGAAGCCGUUGUAUGUCAUGGUAGUGACCGAGGGGCAUAUCGGGUGCAUGCUCAUCACGGCGUUCGCGUCCUCCGUCGCCGUGUACCUAUGCAUCGAAGCCUUCAAUCUCGCACCCGCCGACGUCUACGAUGUGACGAGCGGCAUCCGCGACGCGUUCCGAUCUCGGCGGCACUCGCUGUACCAGAUGAUUAUGCAGGUUCCCGUACGCGAGUCGGAGUACGAUCAGGCGAGACUGUUCAUGCGCGCAUCCGGAGGGACCGUCACGGAGUCCGUGGUGAGCGCAUUUCCGAACGGACGGAUCGCGAACGAAGGAACGGACGCACGGGUACAGAAGGAUGCAUUCGACUUGCACUGUCAGACGUGGAUCGUCUUACGGCGGUGCCCGCGUCUUGAAGCCGGGCAUCGUGCCCGGGUGGGAGAAUCGCUCCUGGUUGUGGUCGGAAGGUCGACCUGA